Molecule: messenger RNA, 1675 nt
Organism: Vigna umbellata (rice bean)
Lineage: Eukaryota; Viridiplantae; Streptophyta; Magnoliopsida; Fabales; Fabaceae
Product: putative terpene synthase 11
Biological process (GO): diterpenoid biosynthetic process
Molecular function (GO): terpene synthase activity; magnesium ion binding
Source: RefSeq, a predicted model, not a curated record
UGGUUGAAGGUGCCUAUUCAAAUUGAUCCUGGGAAAAAGAAACUGGAGCAAGUUAAAAGAAGCAGCCAAGAGACACUAUUAAACUCAAGUGAUCCAACCAAAACAUUGAAGAUAAUUGACAACAUUCAAAGGUUAGGAAUUGGCCACCAUUUUGAAGAAGAGAUCAAUGUAAAACUUGGAAAGGUAGCGGAUUGCGAUUUUUCUCAAGACCUCUGUUCCACUGCUCUUCAAUUUCGACUACUCAGACAUAAUGGCUGCCAUGCUUCUUCUGAUGUUUUCAAGAAAUUUUUGGACCACAGAGGGAACUUCAAGGAAUCAAUUACCACUGACAUUUGGGGAAUGUUAAGUAUGUAUGAGGCAUCAUAUUUGGGUGCAAAAGGGGAAGAAGUGUUGCAACAGGCCAUGGACUUCUCCAGUGCUCAUCUGCAGCAAUCACUUCCACUUCUAAGUCCUGAUGUAGGGAAUCAUGUUGUCAGAGCCUUAACACUUCCGAGACACCUAAGAAUGAGUAGUUUGGAAGCCAGAAACUACAUUGAAGAAUAUAGCCAAGUGAGCAGCAAGAUGCCAUAUCUUCUGGAAAUGGCAAAGAUAGACAAUGCCAUGGUUCAGUCAAUGCACCAAAAAGAAUUAGCAGAUAUCUCUAGGUGGUGGAAGGACUUGGGACUUGUUGAAAGGCUUGGUUUUGCGAGAGAUAAACCAGCAGAGUGCUUUCUAUGGACAGUGGGGGUGUUUCCAGAACCAUGUUAUUCAAAUUGUCGCAUUGAACUUGCAAAAACCAUUUGUAUUUUGCUAGUUAUGGAUGAUAUUUUCGACACUUACGGCACAUUAGACGAACUCGUUCUUUUUACCGAGGCAAUCAAAAGGUGGGAUCUUGAUGCGAUGGAACAGUUGCCUGAAUACAUGAAGAUUAGCUAUUUGGCAUUGUAUAACACCAUCCAAGAAAUUGCAUGUAGAAUUCAAAUGGAGCACGGACAAACCGUUCUUUCUUGCUUGAAAAGAACUUGGAUAGACAUAUUUGAAGCUUUUCUGAAAGAAGCCAAAUGGUUCAGCAACAAAUAUGUGCCAACUUUUGAGGAAUAUUUGGCUAAUGGGGUGAUUUCUUCAGGAUCAUACAUGGCAUUGGUGCAUGCAACUUUUCUUAUUGGGGAUGGUAUCUCAAAGGAAACCAUUUCCAUGAUGAACCCAUAUCCAAGACUUUUCUCAUGUUCAGGGGAAAUUCUUAGGCUUUGGGAUGACUUAGGAACUUCAAGGGAGGAGCAAGAAAGAGGAGAUAAUGCUUGCAGCUUACAGUGUUUGAUGACAGAAAAUAAUAUUUCUGAUGAAAUUGUUGCAAGAAAACAAAUAAGAGGAUUUAUCAGGAACUUAUGGCCAGAGUUAAAUAGUCUUGCUUUGACCACAGCCUCUUUGCCUUUCUCAGUUAUAAAGGCUUCUCUUAACAUGGCUAGAACUUCUCAGGUAAUUUAUCAGAAUGGAGACGAUCAAAACACAUUCACAGUUGAUGAUUAUGUCCAAACACUACUCUUUACACCAGCUCUCGAAUAUUGAGAUGAAAUUCAUGUAUCAGUUAUCGAUUAUGUGUCACAGGAUUAGAAGCUAAGUUUGUAUCAGCUGUUUGUACCAUUAUUUUGGCUUUAAUUUCCCUUUUGUUCAUUCAAUCAAAACAAGUUAAAUUGAA